This is a messenger RNA of Drosophila subpulchrella, 1831 nucleotides long. RefSeq names its product (Lyso)-N-acylphosphatidylethanolamine lipase (gene puml). Bases 344 to 1720 code for a protein of 458 amino acids. The transcript is spliced from 2 exons. The record is from RefSeq and is a predicted model, not a curated record. Gene Ontology annotation, cellular component: lipid droplet. Gene Ontology annotation, molecular function: catalytic activity. NCBI's taxonomy places the organism in Eukaryota, Metazoa, Arthropoda, Insecta, Diptera, Drosophilidae.
AGAAUAGAUAACAUGUAAUUGCGACACGGAAACCGAAUCAGAAUCCAGAACAAACCCAAGCACUUGCCGCUGAGCAUUAGCAUUAGCAGAAGUUCAAAGUCAUCACAACUCGGCAGUACUAAAAGGGGUACAAAUUUGAUUUUACUUUCGUUGGAAUUUUCAUGAAACUCUCGACUUUCGACGGGUACGCACGUAGCGCGCAAAUGGUGGCGGAAUAUUAUUAUUGUUAGGAGACCAAACCAGACCAGAACAGACCCCCCCGCACACCACACACACCACAUACCACCGCUCGACCCAUAAAAAUCACAAGUGAGAGACCCGGAUCGUUGGUAUCGGGAGCGAGAUGAGCGAACCGCUGGCAUUGGCGAGCGGCGACGUGGUGGAUCCGCCGCCCACUUCCACUUCCGCCUCUAUUUCCAACCUGCCGCUGCCCACAGUCGCGCAGGGAUCGUGCACGGCAUCGGGAUCCAAGGGCAUGGACCUAGAGGAUCCCCGAAACAACAGAUUCUUCCUCUGGAAAUGGUUGUGUAACUGGACAUCCAGCUCACCAACAAUGCUCCGCGCCGUUGAGAAGAAGAUACUGUCCUACGUGAAGCUGCCCUACAGGGGCUUCUUCGUAGACAUUGGUCCGGCGGUGGGCGAGGCCGACAAGAUCUGGACCAUCAGCAUGAACACAGAGUCCAAGGAGGUGCCCCUGGUCUUGCUCCAUGGCUUGGGUGCGGGCAUUGCCCUGUGGGUGAUGAACCUGGAUGCCUUCGCCAAGGGUCGGCCGGUAUACGCCAUGGACAUCCUGGGAUUCGGACGCAGCUCGCGACCGCUGUUCGCCAAGGAUGCCCUGGUGUGCGAGAAGCAAUUUGUGAAAUCGGUGGAGGAGUGGCGACGCGAAAUGAACAUCAAUGACAUGAUCCUGCUGGGCCACUCGAUGGGCGGUUUCAUUGCCUCCAGCUACGCGCUAACAUACCCGGAGCGAGUGAAGCACCUGAUACUGGCCGAUCCCUGGGGCUUCCCCGAGAAGCCCUCGGACUCGACCAACGGCAAAACCAUACCGCUCUGGGUGCGGGCCAUAGCUAGGGUCCUGACCCCGCUCAAUCCGCUGUGGGCUCUGCGCGCCGCCGGACCCUUUGGCCAGUGGGUGGUGCAGAAGACGCGGCCGGACAUUAUGCGCAAGUUCCAGAGCACGAUCGAAGAGGACAUCAACCUGCUGCCGCAGUACAUACACCAGUGCAAUGCGCAGAACCCCAGCGGUGAGUCCGCCUUCCACACAAUGAUGCAGUCCUUCGGCUGGGCCAAGCAUCCCAUGAUCCACCGCAUCAAGGACGUGCGCAGCGACAUACCCAUCACAUUCAUCUACGGCUCGCGAUCGUGGAUCGACUCUUCGUCGGGGGAGAAGAUCAAGUCGCAGCGGGGCAGCAACAUGGUGGACAUCAAGAUCGUGACGGGCGCCGGCCAUCACGUUUACGCCGACAAGCCGGACGUCUUCAAUCGCUACGUAAACGAGACCUGUGAUAUGUACAAGGUGGCGGCUGGUGGCAAGCUGAUCACGUCCCUGCAGCUGAUCCGCGAGUCCACGGAGUCGGACGAGGAGCGCGAACCCAGCCUGAGCACAGCGAAGACGGUGGAGGUCCAGCCGGAGGUGCAGCCGGUGCCUGAGGCCGUGACCGCCGUUGACACAUCCACGCCGACCGCCGACGAACUGGCGGCCAAUGUCAAACCGAAGUGAGCAGAUGCAGCGGGGUUCGCGGAGAAACAAACAAAUCACAGCUCGCCUGCCAGCCUGUAUCUAUUAGCUUAGUAUCUUUGCCUAGUAUUAAAUGGUCAUCUUAUUUACUCA